CAAGGCGAAAUGGGGCGUAGCUUUAACGUUAGCUAGUGACCGGUGGCGUGCUGCGGUGGUUCUACUCCGUCCCUGUGCAGUGGAGUUUGUGGUUUCCUACACAUUUUAAUUGAAAGACCACUUUGUUUCACACGUGGAGAUGGCGUCUAAUGAUUAUUCCCAAAAUACAGCCCAGGGUUAUGGGGCAUACGGGGGCCAAGCCAGUCAGGGCUACAGCCAGCCUGCAUCCCAGAGCUACAAUCAGCAGGGGUAUGGUGGAUAUAGCCAGAGCACAGAAAGCAACACUGCGUCCUACAACCAAGGAGGUUACGGAUCCAGCUAUGGACAGUCCCAGUCAGGUGGAUAUGGAUCCCAGCCUCCCUCCCAGGGUUACAAUCAGUCCAGCCAAUCAUACAGCUCUGGGGGUUAUAACAGUAGCCAGCCACCUCAGAGCAGCUACAACCAGCAGUCAUCCUACCCAGGGUAUGGGCAGCAGCCUUCAACUGCUACUUCCACUACCAGUUAUGGCAGCAGUUCCCAGACAUCCAGUUAUGGGCAACCCCAGAGUGGAGGAAGCUAUGGGGGACAGACAGGGGGUUAUGGAGGCAGCAGUGGUCAGCAGCAACAGUCCCAGCAUGGAGGUGGACACUAUAACCAAGCACCCAGCUACAACUCUCCCCCUCCCCAAAACUAUGGCCAGCAGAGUCAAUAUGGACAAGGUGGUGGGUAUGGACAAGAUGCCCCUCCAAUGGGUAGUGGAGGCGGCGGAUAUGGUGGCCAGGAUGGCGGUUAUGGCGGUCAGGAUGGUCGUGGUGGUCGUGGCCGUGGAGGCGGGGGAUUUGGCGGCAGAGGUGCAGGUGGCUUUGACAGGGGAGGCCGUGGGGGUCCUCGAGGCCGAGGAGGCAUGGGAAUGGGCGAUCGAGGAGGAUUCAAUAAGUUUGGUGGACCCAGAGAUCAAGGACUUGGGGGACCCAGUUCCAUGCAGGAGCAGGAUAACUCUGACAACAACACCAUCUUUGUGCAGGGACUUGGAGACAGCUAUACUGUGGAGUCUGUAGCUGACUUCUUUAAACAGAUUGGCAUCAUCAAGAUCAAUAAGAAGACGGGCCUGCCCAUGAUAAAUCUUUACACGGACAGAGAGACUGGAAAACUCAAAGGAGAGGCCACAGUUUCUUUUGAUGAUCCUCCUUCUGCUAAAGCUGCCAUUGACUGGUUUGAUGGCAAGGAUUUCAAUGGCAACCCCAUCAAGGUGUCAUUCGCCACACGCAGGGCAGACUUUGGUCGUGGGGGUGGUGGCAUGAGGGGAGGGCGUGGUCGUGGAGGGCCAAUGGGCCGCGGUGGUUUUGGGGGCGGCAGAGGCGGCGGGUACCCCGGUAACAAUGGAGGAGGUGGGAGCCAGCAGAGGGCUGGGGACUGGAAGUGCUCAAACCCAGUAUGUGGAAAUCUGAACUUCUCAUGGCGGAAUGAAUGUAACCAGUGCAAAGCCCCCAAACCCGAGGGGGCAGGCGGAAUGGCACCCAUGGGGGGAGGUUAUGGAGGAGACAGGGGAAGGGGUGGCUUUGACCGGGGUGGAUUCCGAGGCCGGGGCGGAGACAGGGGAGGCUUCCGGGGAGGCCGUGGGGGCGACCGGGGUGGAUAUGGCCCUGGCAAAAUGGACGGAAGGGGGGAGCACAGACAAGAUCGCCGGGACCGGCCCUACUGAGUUACACUGCUUUUAACCGGGACCAGUAUUUAUCUUUCCAUCCCUUGUGCCCCACCUUUAUACGCGUUGUUCUUAAGUUGUCACUAGGCUCUUUUGUUGUCAGUGUGGAGAAAUGCGGUUCUUUUCUGUUUCCCCUCCCCCUGUAUCGCAGCAUAACUUUUGUUAACUCGCUAUAUUUUGAAGCACUC
Megalops cyprinoides (Indo-Pacific tarpon) is the source of this 1869-nucleotide messenger RNA. RefSeq names its product FUS RNA binding protein (gene fus). Lineage: Eukaryota; Metazoa; Chordata; Actinopteri; Elopiformes; Megalopidae. Gene Ontology annotation, cellular component: nucleus. The transcript has 15 exons. Gene Ontology annotation, molecular function: transcription coregulator activity; RNA binding. The record is from RefSeq and is a predicted model, not a curated record. Gene Ontology annotation, biological process: regulation of DNA-templated transcription. The coding region runs from base 140 to 1681 and encodes 513 amino acids.